Messenger RNA from Procambarus clarkii (red swamp crayfish), 3822 nucleotides. It is a transcript of the gene net, whose product is annotated as net. Gene Ontology annotation, cellular component: nucleus. Lineage: Eukaryota; Metazoa; Arthropoda; Malacostraca; Decapoda; Cambaridae. Gene Ontology annotation, biological process: sensory organ development; axon development; positive regulation of transcription by RNA polymerase II. The record is from RefSeq and is a predicted model, not a curated record. Gene Ontology annotation, molecular function: protein dimerization activity; DNA-binding transcription factor activity, RNA polymerase II-specific; E-box binding.
CUCUCACAGAGGCGGAGGAGAGCGGACCUUUGCGACUCGCCUCUCUCCCAACCAUCACUGAAAGCCUCGGCCACCACCAAGAUCCGCCCACAGACAUACAUAUAUAUGUAUAUAUAUACAUACCUAGCACCUCCCCAACGCUCCCAUGGAUUAUAGACGUGUAUGUUGAUGCGUGCAACAAUUUCCGAGUGAUACAUUUUGAUUAUAUAUGCCCCAAAUUAUGAUCUUGUGAAUACUAAGUGUCGGCGAAGCCUAAUCGCUGUGUAUACAUGUGUAAAGUGUGAGGAUGUGCUAAUCUUAAGAUGGAUAUGCAAAGUGUAAAAGCCUUCCUCUGGAGAUGAAAUUGAUUUAUACUAAAAGAUAAUUCUCACACGUGUUAAAACAACAAACUCAAAACAAUCAACAGCAAAGAAGAAAAACAAAAACACCAGAAAUCCCUAAUCCUAUUCUCAGGGAAAGUUGAUGUGUAUUGGAUUAAUCCCACGAAAGAAAAGAAAUCCCAACUGACUUUACUUACUGGAAGUAUUGAGAUAAAUUAAAAUACUCAUUAAUCGUGUUACGAAGCCUACUGGUCUACUACUAAAAUCCCUACUACGUCCCUCUAAGUAAUCCCUCAUGCCCUGGGGGUGUGGUUAGAGGAUUAUGGUGGAGCACAGAGCCCUCUGGGGGAUUUUUGGGAUGAUUCACCAGCUCCACCAGGACCUGUGCUGACUACUGGAGGAAAAUGAGGAGCAUGGAGGAGGAGGUAGCGGUGGAGGGGCCGCGCGACGACUUCUUCCUCAGCGAGGACGACCACUCCCCGACCGACGCCUCCGAGGACAGCGUCGAGGUCCGCGUCACGCCCAUCCGCGUGCCCACCCGCCCGCCCACGCCGCCCACACACCACAAGUUCCACAAGUUCCGCAAGCACUACUCCGCCCUGCGCCAGAGUUAUUCCGGUUCCCCGGGGGCGGCCAGCCCGCCCAGUCCCGCCGCCCGCCCCAGCCCGCCCGCCAGCCCCCUGGAGCCGCCCAUAGGGGCGGCGCCGCUGUCGCCUAGGACGCGCGCCGCAGUCCGCAGCCGCCGCAAGCCCGCAGAGCCGCGGCGGCUGUGUCACGACCUGGCCAAUAAGCGGGAACAUAGCCCAGAUCUGCCGCGGGCGGCCAAGGCGCUGCGGGCCGAGGGCCAGACCGAUGUGGGCGGCGACAAGAGCGCCCCGUCGUCCCCUUCCCCAGGGGCGCCGCCCCUGCUGGCCCACCACCCACUGCUUGGCUCCCUCGGGCGGCCCCCGAUGGGCGGCUUCCCGCCGCUUCUGCUGCCGCCCGCAUGGCCGCCCGUGGCCACCCAGUGGGGAUACCCGCGGGUGGUGGCGCCCUUAGGGUGGGCGGGGUUGACCCCGGGCCUCACCCCCCACCCGUACCCCAUGCUGCUGCCCCAUCACUACUCCCCCCUCCACCGCCCACCCAUCCACCCACACCUCCACCCGGCCUCGCCCCCGCCCAUGUCACCCCCGCCCCCCCGCUCCCCGACGGAGGAACGACAGGGGCGGGACGACCUGCCGCUGCCGCUAGUGACGCGUGUGACAGGGCCGGAGGUGGCCGGCCACAGCACCGGCCACCUCCCAUCCGGACACCUCCCAUCCGGCCGGAACAGCGGCGGAGCCGAAGUCAGCGUCGUCCGCAAAACCGGAAAGUCGUCCUCCAAAUUCCUGAGCGUCGAGUCGCUAAUCGCCUCGAGGAGCAGCAGCAGGAGCCCGUCGCGCGAGGCGGCGGCGGCGACGACGAGCCAACACGACCCUGACGACUCGUCCCAAGGCGACGACCAUCCCAUCGACGUCGACGACGACACCAUCCACUCCCUCCUACAACCCAACAAGCACAAACAGCGCAACUACAAGAACAUGACGCGCGAACGGCGCAUCGAAGCCAACGCCCGCGAGCGCAAUCGCGUCCACACCAUCAGCGCCGCGUUCGAGAAGCUGCGAACCUCAGUCCCGGCCUACAGCCACAACCAAAAGCUUUCGAAGCUGUCGGUGCUCAGAAUAGCGUGUUCCUACAUCCUCUCGCUGUCGCGGCUCGCGGGCCGCGACUACAGCGACGGAGGCACUGAACCUUCCUUCGGCGAGUGUGUCGACCUUACCACCAGAACCAUACAGGUGGAGGGUAAGGCAAAGAAAAAGAGAGACGAGUGAUAAAUGCUAUAUAUAAGCCUAAACCGCGCCAUAUAGGCCUAAUAUAUAGCGCCCCCCAGUUCAAUGAUCUUCCUAAAAUAUACAGUUCACAAAAUAUACACAAAAAUACUGUGAAACAUAUAUGUUCCUAUAAAGAGUUUUUUUUCCCUCCCCUAUACGACCCCUACCCCCCUCCAAACUGCCCUUCUGAGACACCCUACAUGGUUCCAUUCCCCCCCUCUCACCCCCCCCCUUCCCCACUAAGUGAGCGCCCUCUUGUUAAGUGCCUCGCGUGAUGAAAGAGAGCCCAAGUGAGCGUCCGAGUGCUUCCAGCAAACUUCAAUGACAAAGUGUUCAUGGUCUUAUUAAUUAACAAUCCCACCGCGUGUUGACUCGCAUAUUUAUUUAAGUGUUGCACUACAAGAGUCUCGAGACGUCGUCUAGGUAGAGUACUAAAAAUAAAAAUAAAAGACAAUUCAUAUUUUUUAAACUAAACUUUUUUGUUUUCUUGUUGUGUUCUAGUCCAUGUUGGGUGUUGCCUCUGCGGGAACACAUUCGUGUUUUUUUUUUUGAGAAAGGACAAUAAAAUAAAAAUAAAAACCUGAAACCAUGAAACACAGCUAAACCGUCCACUAAUUUGUCUCUGUCUGCAUCCUCUGCUCUCCGCGCUCCCGACGGAUUCGACGGUUGACAGGCAGGCAGGCAGGCAGGCAAGCGUCUGUCUCUCAAUCUCCGUGUCAUUCACGUCGCUGUCACUUCCAGCCUCAGGUCUGUCUGUCUGUCUGUCUGUCUGUCUGGCUGGCUGGCUGACUGUUGGCGACAGCCUCCGUCUCAGCCAUCAUGUCUGUCAGUGGUUACCGUCUACUGUUCCUGUCAGUGCCCAGUGACAGCCUCCGUCUCAGCCAUCGUGUGCGUCUGUCUACCAGCUGUCAUGUUACCCGUCAACAACUUACACACACACACAAAAUAUAUUGUUAUAUUAAAUAUGUCCUUAACCGGUUAGAAAGAUUAUUUUUAAGAUACACGAACACCCGUGACAUCACCAGCGCCUGUCUAUUCUGUUCCUUACCGUCAAUAGGGCCAAUCUUAAGCUUAGUUUGUCGUUAGCACCAAUUUGUUUGUCCCCCCCCCUCCUAUUUUUGUGUUUUUAACCCUAUUUUCCUAUUACAAAUAUUUUUUAUCACAUGCAUUUUAAGUGUAAAUGUGAUCCUAUUUCUUUCUCACAAUAUCAAACAUCAAUUCAAUCUGAGCUCACAUAUAAGGUGCUGUUGAUGACACACAGUGAUGUUAGAUACAUCAAUAUGCCCCAGAGUGAACCAGGUUAUCAAUGAUCGCUUUCAAAACUAAAAUUGGGUUUAUCAGAAUACAUGAAUGUAUAAAUACAAUAUAUUUGUUCAAUGAAAUGAGUGAAACGACAGCUCUUGUCUAUGUUUUUUUCACAAAUGAGGUGGGCAUGGGUGGUCUAAUUCCUCUGUGCUCAAAUGGCAGUCAGGGAAGGCUUAAAAUUUCAGUUGGGCAGCGCUUAGUCGCUUCUGAAAUCCUUCCUUAUUAAGGCUGGUCAUAGCACAGUUGAUAGAGCUACUGUCUCCCGCUCCUGGGGGUCGGUAGUUCGAGAUUUCAAGUGCCCAAGUGAAUGAAAUGUUAUAUUCACUGUAGUGUGGUGAAUAUAUAUA